CCGCGGCAACUCUCACAGGAGUCGCAGACUUUUUGAAAAGCCGAUGUUGGUUUACGAAUUGCUUUCAGAGAAGAACAACAAUUGAAAAUUGCGUCAUGUAUCGCGGACGAGGGUAACGGAAACCGAAUUUUCGAACUGCUCUGUGAUUUUGUUCGUCACUCUAUUGUGAUUUUUUUAUUUUUGACCGAAAGUUACAAUUUUGACUAAAAGUGACAAUUGUGGAUAGUUUUUGGGGAAACAUGUUGACAUCUGCGAAUCAGUAUUUGAGACCUGAAUACUUGUCUCCGUUGGCAACGACGUUGGAUGCCAAGAAAAGUCCCUUAGCCUUGCUUGCUCAAACUUGCAGUAAUAUCGGAGCUGAUAAUCCUAACAAUAAACCUAUAAUAACUGGUUUAGAAAAGAAUAAGGACUCCAGCAAUGACUCAAAAAAGGACAAAUCACCACUUAUUAUAAGUGAUGAUCACAGCAACAGCAAACCAUCUUUCAAACCAUACGAAUCUGUUAUCAAAAAGGAUGAUAAUCAUAACAUCGAAUUCGGAGGUAAAAAGACUCCCAAUUCUAAAGCAAGUUCCCCUUCAGUGACGAAUCGCAUAUCUCCUGCUGUUAGCACUAGUUCUUGUGGUAAAAGCUCACCCAUAAAUUCAGAAAAUGGUAGGAAUAGUUCUCACAAUGCAACUAAGACUGAGUCUUCCGUUGCGUCUCCUACUAGUACAUCAGAUUCUACUUCUACGACGCUAUGCUCUACGCAAAAUACUCUUAGUGGACUAGGUUACGGUUCAACGAGCUUGGGUUUAGAUCUAGCACGUAGUGAUGCAUCUAAAGAAAGCUUGAACAAUUUUGGACUAAGUGCCUAUAAAGCUCUAUCUGGUCUAAAUCCUCUCUCCAAUUGCACUGGCUGUGGACCUCUUCCAGGACAUUCCAUCGAUGCACACGCUUUUCCUGGAGCUGCUCAAAGUGGAUUGCUCAAAGGCUCAAACUAUCCCUUAAGUGCCACAGCAUUAUCCCCGUAUGUUGGAUAUGCGAGAGUCAAAACUUCAAAUGGUGGCACAACUUUGGUUCCUGUAUGUCGGGAUCCCUAUUGUACAAAUUGUCAAUUGAGCAUGCACAGUGCUCAGCUAUCUUCGUGUCCUAGUGGAUGUACUCAAUGUAAUCAUGACAGGUUAGGUUCCACAUUACCUGGCCUAGGACAUGGACUUGUCCCAGGCUUGACUGGUUCUGCAGCUGCUAUGGCUGCCGUAGCAGCAGCAAGUCGUGUGCCAAGUCUUUCAUAUCCUCAAUCAGUCUUACCUAGGCCAAAUGUUUGCAGUUGGAUGAUUGGUGAUACAUGCUGUGGUAAAUCAUUUAACUCUUCUGAGGAACUGUUGCAACAUGUGAGGACUCAUGCGAGCUUGCCUACAUCUGAAUCUUCGCUGUCUCUCAUGUCACCGAGUUUCAGUUUAGCUUCUUCAAGUCUAAAUGCUGCAUGCCACAUGCAUUAUAGCUCUCCUGCUGGGCUAAGAAGAACAUAUCCCACAAGUUUGAGUCCAGUUAGCUCCCUAUCGGCGGCUAGCCGUUAUCAUCCCUAUAAGCCAAUCUUGUCCAGUUUGCCUGGAGCUCCAUUACCACAACUAGCACACCCAAGUUUAGGCAUGUAUUAUCCAUACGGAUUAUACGGACAAAGACUUGGACCACCCGUACACCCUUAAUGAUAUUAUAUUAUAUGGUACAGAAGUACAGUUAUCUUGGAAUCCUAAAUCAAGGAGAGUAAAAUUAUUCGAAUAAAAUUGAUUUUUAGUAUGCAAAAAAUAAAAUUUAUAAUUAUAUUUCUUUUCUUAUUAUUUUAUGUAGCUUUAAUAACGGUAAAGCUUAACAGCUAUGAAGUCUUAACUGUGAUAUUUUAUUGUGUUUUGUUUUGUUGAACUCGACUGUUUCCUGAAGUUCCUAUGGCAGUUAAUUUAUUCAAUAUUUUGCAAUUAUUCUUGUUGCUAACUGCAUUAAUUUUUCACACUUAUCUGCACCUCCUAAAGCUUUUACUCAAUAAAUUAGAAUUUUGGUAACUGUUACUUCACUGUACUAUCUUCAAGUCAAGUCGGUAUAGUAUUUAUAUCACAUGUGCAAACUAACAUACAUAAUUAAAAGAAAAAUGCAUUCUUGUAUUAAAGUGUCCUAUUAUGACGGACUUAUGUCUUAAUGUGAUCAAACUAAGUGAUAAUGUAUUAUAAUUUUAUUAAAUGUAACAAAAAUGUAACUACCAAAGCUUUUGUAUAUAAGUAGUUGAUUGUUUUAAUACCUAUCUAAGUUUUAUAAAGAUCCCCCCCCCUUCAAAAAUGUUAGUUGCUUCACACACAUUAGUUAUCUUCACUUGAAAAACUUCUCUUUUUCUGAAACCAUGUUUUGAUUAAUCAGAUCAUAAGAGUUUAACACUUGAAAAAUAAAUUUCCAUUCAUUCCUUUAUUGGUUAUAAAGCAACAUUCUAAUAAUAGUAUUUCAAAAUUUUCAAAAGGUUAUUAACUUUUCAGUUAGUGAAAUGUUAAAAUUUAUUGAUGUAAUGUUUAAAAGUGCUUAAUUUGUAAAAUUUUUAUAUGAAAUUUAAAAUAAUCGUCUAAUUUUUUAAAGGCUGUUUGAUCGUGCAAAUCACUGUUACGUUAUUAUUAUUUAAUCUCAGGUGUUACACUAUGUUCCAAAUUUUUUUUUUUAUAUUUACAUUUAUAAAAUAUAUCUUAUAAUGAUUGCAGUUCGUGAAAAAAAAAUUCUCAGGUUGCAGUAUGGAAAAAAAUAACAAUACUUUAUAUUCUUCAUUAAUAGAUUUCGUCUUCAAUCAUGUAAAUAGAGUUUUUUGAUGUCUGUGUUAAAUUGUAUAUUUGUAAAUGCAUAUUUGUUUAUCGAUUAGGGUUUUAACCUAUCCUGAUUUUUUUACAUUCAUCUGAGAGCAUUUGUAAAUUGAUAAUGUCCUUAAUAAGUUAUUUGAAAUUAUUUAUUUUUAAUACAUUAAAAGAUAAUUUAUUAUUGACUUAUUGAUGCCAAAAUGAAAUGCCAAUUUUGUAUCAGCGCAUUAUUUUUAUUUAUGUUGUUCCGAAUGAAGUAACAUGAUUUUUCUUUUCGUAACAAUAUGACAUUAUCUUGCGUGAAUCAGUAUGUUGUACUUUGAAAGUACUGAUAAAUUGUGCAAUAUUAUUCUGGAGACAAUCAUGCAUGAGAAAUUUAAUUUUUUGUUGUAUUAUUUUUCAUCAUUUUUUUUUUACCUUUCCAUUUAUGACAUAGGAGUAUUCACUCAAUUUAUGAAU
Argiope bruennichi is the source of this 3263-nucleotide messenger RNA. RefSeq names its product zinc finger protein Noc-like (gene noc). The transcript is spliced from 2 exons. The record is from RefSeq and is a predicted model, not a curated record. Lineage: Eukaryota; Metazoa; Arthropoda; Arachnida; Araneae; Araneidae. Gene Ontology annotation, cellular component: nucleus. Bases 240 to 1685 code for a protein of 481 amino acids. Gene Ontology annotation, biological process: negative regulation of DNA-templated transcription.